Messenger RNA from Hippocampus zosterae (dwarf seahorse), 1488 nucleotides. RefSeq lists its product as uncharacterized. Gene Ontology annotation, molecular function: serine-type endopeptidase activity. The record is from RefSeq and is a predicted model, not a curated record. The coding region runs from base 556 to 1488 and encodes 310 amino acids. The transcript is spliced from 6 exons. Lineage: Eukaryota; Metazoa; Chordata; Actinopteri; Syngnathiformes; Syngnathidae. Gene Ontology annotation, biological process: proteolysis.
GGACAUGCUCUUGUUGAACCGUGUUGAGCGGCUGCGAGCAUUCACCGUUUCAGAUGAGCGUGCACAUUCCCAUUCAGAGUUUAAAAAAAAAAAAAAACAACAACAACUCACUGGUGACUUCCAGUGUGCUCUUAUUUUCACACCACAACAUGCAGAGUAGCGGUGGAAGUUGCAGAGCAAUACGGUUAUCCAUACAUGCAGUCAUGUAUUGAUAUCCUUGGUGAAAUCAAUAAAAGCAUUGUUUAGCCCUUCUACCGUUACACAACUAUCACAACUAAGGCCUGAUUGAUUAAUCGACCGACCGAUCGAAUUGGCCGGCUUUGGCUCUUUUCAAAGCGUUUGUUGAUCCCCAGGGGUCAUUUGAAAGGUCACUGUGCCACUGCGGUAUACCACAUGACAUGAUGUUUGCUUCCACUGACGUGUGCAUGCGAAAAGGAGAACAAUCCAGCACCUCGUUGUGAGACAACUCAUUGUGCGUUUGCGUGCGUGUAUCUACCCGCCGCUAUAAAAACGGCGGGCCUCGCGCGGCCUGGCGAUUUUAGCGUGGGAGACACGAUGGCCGCCGCGCUUGGUGUCGUGUGUUUGCUGACGCUGCCCCUGUUGAGCGAGGCCGCGUUCACGUACACGCCCGGCAAGCAGCAUAAGGUGUUACAUCUGGACUGGCCCCGAGAUUGCGGGAUGGCGUACUUCAAUCCCAACAUGGCCGAGAGGAUUGUGUCGGGCAACGAGGCCAGGCCGCACUCCUGGCCCUGGCAGGUCUCCCUGCAGGUUCGUCCCAGAGGCAGCAGACAUCACAUUCACGUCUGUGGAGGAACUCUGAUCCACAAGAAUUGGAUCCUUACUGCCGCUCACUGCUUCCAAAAGGGGAAGGCGGAGGAUGCCAGCUCGUGGAGGAUUGUACUGGGCAAGCACCGGCUGAGGCGCUCCGAAACGGCCGAGAGGGUCUUCCCCGUUAAGCGUAUCUACCGGCACGAAAACUUCCGCUACCCGGCGCACAGCGAGCUGGAUUACGACAUCGCCCUGGUGAAGGCCACCGCCGACAUCCUCCCGUCCAACUUCAUCCGCUACGCAUGCCUGCCGCGCAAGAAAACCAUCCUCAAGCCAGGACAGUACUGCUGGGUCACCGGCUGGGGUGACACCCGGGGUGCGAAGGAAAAUGUUUCCCUGGCAGAGGCCCUGAACCAAGCCCGCCUCCCCAUCAUCGACUUCAAAACUUGUCGGCAGAAGAAGUUCUGGGGUGACCGCGUGCGGGACUCCAUGAUCUGCGCCGGCUUCAGGGACACGGAGGAUCCGCCCGCCGCCUGUCAGGGGGACUCGGGCGGUCCACUCUUGUGCCAGCUUGGCCGCGAGCGCUGGGAGGUCCACGGCGUGGUGAGCUUCGGCCCAAUCGGCUGCACGGUGGAAAACAAGCCCAGCGUUUUCACCCGCACCGGUGCUUACAUCCCCUGGAUCGAGGCCACGCGCAUCCAAGACUUCUUCCUGCACUGA